CGGAGUAUAAUAUUAUUCAAUUGUUUAUUGAAACAAUGACAUUAAUAUUACUAAUGAUCUUUGCAUUUCCCAAAAUAUGACUUGAAUUAAUUGAAAGAUGGCAUUUAACCCUAAUUUCAAAACUUCACUCCUCUCCAUCGAUCAAUUUCUCAAAACCCACAGGAACCAUCACAACCUUCUCUUCAUUUCAGCACUUCCCUUCACAAGUGCGCCGCCUUGCUGCUGUCUCUCCUCUCUGUCGACACCCAUCCUCACCGCCACCACAACGUCUCUCAUCAGCUUCAUCUUUCUUCUCACUCGCAACCCCUAUUAGUGCCCUUCCCCUCGCCGCCGCCUCUGCUCACCACCACCACAACGUUUCUCAUCAUCUCCACUGCACCUUUAAUUUCAUCUCACUCGCAACCCCUGUUGGUGCUCUUUCACUCGACGCUAUUAGGGUUAGGGAUCUGGUCAACUAGACUUUUGGCGUAGCAGGGGGUUAGGGAAACGACGGUCCAAUGCCUAGAAAGGGGGCUGCGGAGAUUGGGGAGGAGUGGGUGGGGUAAGAUACAACUGGGUUGGUGGGGUGGGCAAUGGCCGGGGCAGCGGCGGCGUUAUUAGAUCAGGACGUCGGUGGCGUUAACAGACCAGGGCUGGCAGGCAGUGAUAUCAGCAGUAUAAGUGGGCGGGGCAGCGGUAGUGACCGGCCUGGGCAGUCACUAAUUGGUGAAGUCACUUUCAGCGGACUGCGGACUGUGACUGAGGGAUCGAGGGAUGUAGUGACAUAGAAAAUAGUCACCAAUGCAGUCCAAUGACUAACGGUAGCGGCGGCGGUGUUAGUGAUGGUGGCUACAGUCACUGAGGGAUACAAUGACAUAGAAGUUAGUCACUAAUACAACCCAGUGACUAAUGGCGGCAACGGUGUUACUAGCGCCGGCAACGGUGUUAGUGGAGGCGGCGACACUAACAGGGUGGUUGUAGCGGUGGGUAGACGAGAAUACUUAAUUAUUAAUUAUUAAAAAGGAAUCUUAUAGUAAUAAAUGCAAUAUUAAAUAAAAAGCAUAAACAUUAUGGUAGGUCAUAGUUUUGAAAAUUUUCAAAAGAGGUUAUAUUUUUGUCUUUCACAUACUCCGUAUGAUUUAGUAAUAUUCAUAAAAAAGGCCUUGUUUAUUUUAGAGUCAAGCUUAUAUCUAGAAGAUUUUAAGGCCCUGUUUGGUUGGAGGGUUUCGGAGGGGAGGGGAGGAAAGUGGAAGACUUUCAAAAUCCUCCAGUUCCUCCCAUUCUAAACCCCCAAAUCGGGGUAUUUCGGAGGAAAUAUGUUGAUAACCACAAACUAUUCAUCUCUUACGUGAAUGAAUAAAACGUUAUAAUAUAAAAGAGUAAAAAACAAAAAGUUCUGAAAAAUUUAAAAAUUUAAAAACUUACAAAUUUAAAGAUAAAAAAAUUUAAAAAUUAAAUAAUUUAAAAAUUAUAAAUUAAAAAUUUUAAAAAUUAAAAAAAAAAUUUUAAAAAAUAAAAAUUAAAAAUUGAAAAUUCCAAACUGAAGAAUGAAAAAUUAUUAAAUUAAAAAGUAAAAAAUCAAAUAAAAUAAAAUUUUGACUCAUGACCAUAGGAGUAAUAUUCACAAUAGUUAGACAUGUAUCUAUUUUUUUAAAUAAACUAUCAAAUAAAAGUAAAUUGCGAAAAUAUUUUCGUUAAACCUUUUCUCCUAUUUCCUCCAACCAAACACAUUUUUUUUAUCAAAAUCCUUCCUUCCUUUUCCCUUCCCUCCUUGACUCUCCCCUUCCCUCCCCUUCCUUUGAACCAAACAAGGCCUGAAUGUCUUUUGAGAAGAUUGAGUUGGGAAUUUAAUUGUGGAAGUGAGAGAGGUUCCAGAGAAAACGUAUGCACUUACUUAUUUAAGGAGUGAUGUAUGUUUCCUUACAAAUUUUUGUGAUGUACUGACACAGCAUCUUUUAACAAAAACGGAAAAUGGCUUUAGGAAACGCUCCGCCUUGCACGGCGCACUUUAGCCGCCCCCACCUCCCCUCCCUUAGCGGUGGUCUGAUCCGUCUAGAUCUCCACAUCAGCCGCAGCAACCCACCACCCUCUCCCUUUAAACCUAACCCUAUCGCCCCCCAUUCAUUCAUUAUGCCACCGCCCAUCACCCACCAUCGCCGCCACCUAACCUCUCCAUCCUCCCUCAUUCGCUCCACUUUUCCUUCUCAUCAUCCAUGGCUUCGUCUUCGUCCCCGUCCAAUCUCGAGCUUUCUACUGCUCCGGCCGAAAAUCCCUUGUCCAUUGUCACCGUCGCCGCCUCCUCCCGCCGCCUCCCUCCACCGUGCUGGUCCCACGAGGAGACGGUAGCCCUUAUUGACGCCUACAGAGACAAGUGGUAUUCCCUCCGACGCGGCAAUCUCCGGGCCAACCACUGGCAGGAAGUCGCUGACGAUGUCGCAGUCAGAUGCCCCAUCGAUUCGCCCAAGACCGCUGUGCAAUGCCGACACAAGAUGGAGAAGCUCAGGAAAAGGUAUCGUUCUGAGAUUCAACGCGCGGCCCCGUACGGCGGCGUUCGCUCCCAACGUUACUGCUCAUCAUGGGUCCUGUUCAAGCUUAUGGAUUCCAUGGAAAGAGGGCCCAACGCCGAUUCUCCUCCGAUGGAUGAUGAGGAAUUCGAUGAUGAUGGUGAUGAUGUUAAGCAACACUCUGCCACACACAUCCCUGGUGAUAUAUAUAACCCGAAUUUUUCCAACAAAAGAAGCAGCUUUCAGGGCUCCAUGAGUAAUGGGGGAACUGGUGUCCGGAUUCGAAUUCCCACAUUACCUAUGGCAAAGCCUUAUGACAAAUUUGAUGAAAUGUUGCACCAAAACCCUAACCCUAACACAACCUUUGGCUCUAGUAGGAUGAUGCCUAAAGGAGAUCGAUAUGAGAAGAGGUCUGCUGAUUUUGGGAAAGGGGUAACUGGGGAAGAAAAGGUGGUGGGAGAGAAGCGGAAGGGAGACCCAAUUGCUGAGAUGGUGACUGCAAUUAAGGCGUUGGGAGAUGGAUUUCUCAAGAUGGAGAGGAUGAAAAUGGAUAUGGCCAGGGAGGUGGAGGAAAUGAAGAUGGAAAUGGAGAUGAAAAGGACCGAAAUGAUUCUUGAAUCACAACAGAGUAUUGUUGAAGCUUUUGCCAAUGCUCUCUCCGAUAGGAAUAAUAAUAAUAAGAAGAAAAAGACUAGGAGGAUGAUGCCUUCUCCGGAACGUCAGAUGGGCCAUAGUUGAGAUUCCCCCACCCCCAUUUCGCAAAAUGAUAAGCUUAAGUGGUAAUUAGUGACCAGCAGAUUGUCCUUACUUUAACGUUUCUGAUGCAAGAAAUCAUGGAAGUAAUGAAAUUCUGGCGCACCUUCUUGUGUUCAUACAAGUAAUUGAAACUUGUCAACUUCAAUCAUGGGUUAGCGAUGUUUAUGGACUGAUAGAAACCUGCUCGAGACAUUCCCUCGUGCGGUAUUUGGCAUGUACUUGAUGUUAUCUAUCAUUUCAGUUAAACAAAGUUUUCUGCAUCUUGGCUUUGUAAAACUUUAUUAUGCUCUUUGGGUUGUCAGUGCUUUAUGCUCUUUAAUAGCAUAUCGAUUUGUCCUAUCACCCUGAUAUGGAUUUCCAUUAAUUUAUCUUUACAUACCCG
This is a messenger RNA of Cuscuta europaea, 3621 nucleotides long. The record is from the annotation of a GenBank genome assembly. Lineage: Eukaryota; Viridiplantae; Streptophyta; Magnoliopsida; Solanales; Convolvulaceae.